Molecule: messenger RNA, 309 nt
Organism: Diversispora eburnea
Lineage: Eukaryota; Fungi; Glomeromycota; Glomeromycetes; Diversisporales; Diversisporaceae
Source: the annotation of a GenBank genome assembly
AUGGAAGACUUUAAUGCAGUCCUCUCACCAAGUAUAGACAGAAAUAACAAUAGUCAAUUACAGAUAUCAGAAACUGAAAUCUUUUUAUUUCUAACCAGUAGAGAACUCAUCGAUUGUUAUAGAACAUUGUAUCCUGAAUCCAGCAAUUUCAUAUGGCAAAGAGAUAAUUCAUCAGCAGAAAGUUAUAUUGAUACAAUAUGGAUGUCAGAAAAAUGGGGAGAAAAAAUAAAAUCGUGUUAUAUUGAUAAUUUAAAUUUAAUUACAGAAAGUGAUCAUAAACUAGUAGAACUCAAAAUUAAAAGAAAUUGA